CACUGAGGAAAAAGUAAUAAUUAAUUUUCUUACACAUCAGAGAACUAUUUUAAGGCCCAAAGGCACCUAUUUUCCCAUGAACUUGAUACAUUAUUGAGAUUACAUUCUAACACGCAUGCGUGAGAAAGUUCCUGUUAUUCUUUGCUCCAAUCCAGGUAUAGAGAGAAUUCCCAUGCAUGUGCGGUGAUCAACCGGCACCAACGAUGUGAGAUUUUUCUCUUCGUCUUUAAAACAUAUCCAAAACAGAAGAACUUAGCAAUAUGUCAGCAGAUUGACAGCUACUUGUGUCUGCAUUUACUUCGCGUUCUGUUUAGAUUGCGGUAGACGUUUUACAAAGUCGCUCAGCAAUCUCAGCAGUUUGAAUUGUGUUCUCAACGAAUCGGGUUCUGCGCGCAUGCGCUUUACGUCGAAGAUAAGUCGUAAUAAAGUGCUAAAUUCAAGUAAAAGAAAAGAUGGCUUCCAGUGGGCCAUUUCCACAGAUUUUUGUUCGCAGGAAAGAACCGCGAAACAUCAUGGAAGGAGCGGAAGUAACAUUUUUAUUCCAGUUCGGUCUGACGCGUGACACAGUCACCGUCGACAGUAGCACGCUGACUCUCAAGGCCCUGAAAGAUCUCGCCUGUGAUUUUAUAAACACCAAGUGUCCAGAGCACGGCUUAAACCACCUCUUCGAGAGAUUACUUCUGUUCAAGCACGACUACAGUUCCACAAAUGUUCUACAACUUAUCACAAACGCUACGGAAGUGGUUGACGAGACUCUAGUAGAAAUCGUAUUGACUGCACAAGUGCCAAGCGAAUACAUUCCCAUUCGUCCUCAUGCUUUAGCAGUACAUUCCUACAAGGUCCCGACGUUCUGCGAUUUCUGCGGCGAAAUGCUGUUCGGGCUUGUUCGGCAAGGUCUCAAGUGCGAAGGUUGUGGCAUGAACUACCACAAGAGAUGCGUUAUUAAAGUGCCGAACAACUGCUCGCAAGAUGCGAGUCAGCGGAGACGCAGUUCGGCGAUGCUAAACGUGCCGAGAUCGCCGAGCCAAGGCUCAACCAGUAGUCUGACCAGCAUCACUGACGAUAAUCAUAGUUCAAAUAAUACGCCUAACACAAGCCAAAAUAAUAGUACUUUGGCGAUACCGAGUAUAAUGGCACCAAAACCAUCUCCCACACCGUCGUUAGGAGGACGACCUGUCUGGGUUGAGCGAGAGCUCGCAACGCGAAUUAAAAUCCCGCACACAUUCGUAGUACACACGUAUACUCGUCCGACCGUAUGUGGACACUGUAAAAAGUUGCUGAAGGGUAUAUUUAAGCAAGGCCUACAAUGUAAAGAUUGCCAAUACAAUACGCACAAAAAGUGUAUGGAUAAAAUACCAAAAGACUGUACCGGAGAAAAUCUACGAGACACUAUAGGUGAAUAUCCGGACAGCGGUGUCGGCAGCGAAUUAGAAGCCAAAUGUGAUAUCAGGAGUGAGGAAGUCGACGCUGACAGUGACACGGAAUCGUCGCCACCUUCGCAGGACGCGUCGUUCACGAACGAUGAAAACAAGAUACCCAACGAUUACACGGAUCACGUUCAGAGUAACGAUGACAUUGCUUACGACGACAACCAGAAGUCUCGACCGUCGAGUUGUAGUUCCACGCCAAGUAACAACAUUCCACUAAUGCGGAUAGUACAAAGCGUAAAGCACACUAAAAGACGCGGUUCUAAAGUAUUGAAAGAAGGCUGGAUGGUGCAUUUCACGCAUCGCGACCCGAUCAGGAAGAAGCAUUAUUGGCGGCUCGACACAAAGUCUAUAACGCUGUUCCAAAGUGAAACUAGUUCGAAAUAUUACAAGGAAAUACCAUUGGCCGAGAUCACAGCGAUCGAAACCGCUAAAACGCCUCGUUCAUAUAUAAUGCAUUGCUUUGAGCUAAAAACUGCCAAUGUCGAUUACUAUGUUGGAGAGGAUCCAUCAUACGGACAGAAUUGCGGCCAAGUCUCUCCUCCAGAGAGCGGUAUCGGAGCUCAUAUAGCUAGAUCGUGGGAAACUACUAUUAGACAAGCACUUAUGCCUGUAACUGUGUCGACUAAUCAAGAGGAGUCCACCGAGCCGGAGGAGAACAUCACUGACAUGUCGCAGUUGUAUCAGAUCUUUCCGGACGAGGUGUUGGGAUCCGGUCAGUUCGGCAUAGUCUACGGUGGCGUUCAUCGCAAGACCGGUCGCGCGGUCGCCAUCAAGGUCAUCGACAAACUGCGCUUCCCUACGAAGCAAGAGGCGCAGCUGAAGAACGAGGUGGCGAUCCUGCAGAAUCUGUCGCACAGCGGCGUGGUGAAUCUCGAACGUAUGUUCGAGACGCCCGAGCGAAUAUUCGUGGUGAUGGAGAAGCUGAAAGGCGACAUGCUAGAGAUGAUCUUGAACUCCGAGCGAGGACGACUCAGCGAGCGGAUCACCAAGUUCCUGAUCACGCAGAUUCUAGUGGCGUUGAAGCACCUCCACAGUAAGAACAUCGUGCACUGCGACUUGAAGCCGGAGAACGUGUUGUUGAGCAGCGAUACAGACUUCACGCAGGUGAAGCUCUGCGACUUCGGAUUCGCGCGGAUUAUCGGCGAGAAGAGCUUCCGCCGCAGCGUCGUCGGCACGCCGGCUUACCUCGCGCCGGAAGUGCUGCGAAAUAAAGGCUACAAUCGCUCGCUGGACAUGUGGAGCGUGGGCGUUAUUAUCUACGUGUCAUUGAGCGGCACGUUCCCGUUCAAUGAGGAGGAGGACAUAAAUGAGCAGAUUCAGAAUGCCGCGUUUAUGUAUCCGCCGACACCGUGGAAGGAGAUUUCGAGCGAUGCUAUUGAUCUGAUCAAUAAUCUUCUGCAAGUUAAGCAGAGGAAGAGAUACAGCGUAGACAAGAGUCUACAACACGUGUGGCUCCAAGAUUAUCAAACGUGGUGCGAUCUGAGGAAGUUGGAGGCGAAGGUCGGCUAUCGCUAUUUGACUCACGAAAGCGACGACGCACGCUGGAUGGCGUACAGUAAUCAAGAAACAUGACAGAACUGUUCGGUUGCUCUGAACAUCGAGGCGCUACCGACUUCUCUGUCAUUACACAAAGGCUGGGCCCGAUGCGCUCGGGCUACUCUGCGGCGGUUUAUUCGUGCCUGACUCCGUAAAAGUACGUGAAAACUAGUACAACAAUUCGUCUUUCGGCAGUAUCCCGAAGUGUCGUGCUCGGUGCAUGCAGUCGAGAUUUGAUUAACAUUUGAUUAACGCAUUCCGCGAGCUCGCACUUCGGGAGAUGCUGUUCCCUCUGAGUGAAAUACUUAAUAUUAAACGUAACACCAUAUAUACAUAUUAUAUAUUCUCAGAAAGCUUCCACGUAAUGUUAACAUUCCCACAGAGGUCUAACACAAAGAAGCGUUUCGACUCGCGAUAUAUUACGUGUAGCGACAAACAAUAUUAAUAACAAGUAAGAGACACUCCAUUGUUCGUGAAAUAUUAUUGAUAUUCCAACCGACAGUAAGCACGAACGUUUGUUUGGUAGGCAUAUAUCUACCGAAUGUUCUAUUGCAUUUCAAAUAUUUACUUUGAAUUUUACUCAUAGAUAUUGUCUGUGUAAGUUACUUAAACGAUGUUAUACAACAUUGUAGGCAUUUAUAUUACUUAAUUCUUAGAUUAAUAACGUUAUUCGCGAU
This is a messenger RNA of Odontomachus brunneus, 3643 nucleotides long. RefSeq names its product serine/threonine-protein kinase D3 (gene PKD). The record is from RefSeq and is a predicted model, not a curated record. NCBI's taxonomy places the organism in Eukaryota, Metazoa, Arthropoda, Insecta, Hymenoptera, Formicidae. Gene Ontology annotation, molecular function: protein serine/threonine kinase activity; ATP binding. Gene Ontology annotation, biological process: protein phosphorylation. Bases 453 to 3002 code for a protein of 849 amino acids. The transcript is spliced from 14 exons.